GUCUUUGGUUGAGGGCACCAGAGGAGCAUCGAGCACAGCCUUCCACGCUGCUGGAGGGAUCCAUUACAUUGAAAAAUCACAGCGCUACCAGAGCUGCUGCCUGAGAGGGAACGGCACGGAGAGCACUGGGGACUUUGAGCAGAACCUUGAGAAUCAGCAGCGCUCCAGAGGGAAGGAAAGAUGUGGAAGAGGUCAAAGGUGACGGAUCAAACUGCCGCCGGGCAGACGGGCAUCAAGAAGAAGUCGAAGGUGCCUGGUGUCAUGAUAACGCAGUUCCUGGAGGAACUCCCGGAGGGAAAGUCGACUCCAGAUUUCACCCGCAAACCCAUCGCUCUGACCAUCCAAGAGGGGAAAUGUGCUGUGUUUAAAGCCAUAGUAGUGGGCACCCCAACACCUACUAUCACUUGGGGCAGAGCAAACGGAGAAAUCCAUUUCCACCCCGACAUGUGCCUGCAAAAGUACGAUGAGGCGUCCAGAGAGCACACCAUCGAGUUUCCGAAGGUCGCUCCAGAGGACGCAGACACCUACAAGUGUUUUGCAACAAAUGAAUAUGGAAGAGCUGUUUGCACUGUUGCCUUGAAUGUUAUUGCGGUUGGAUUCUCUAAGACCAAGGAGCUUCAAAAGACACAAGUGGAAGAUACAAAGGACAUCAGACAAAAGCUUAAAAAGCGUAAAGAGGACGGAACACGCGAGGAAAAGAAGAUGGAGCCUGAGGAGAAGGUCUGGGAGAUCCUCCUCAGCGCCGACAAGAAGGACUACGAGCGCAUCUGUGGAGAGUACGGCAUCACGGACUUCCGCCGCAUGCUGAAGAAACUCAGCGAAAUGAAGAAGGAGAGAGAGGAGGAGAUCGCAGAGUUUGUCACGCACAUUAGCACGCUGAAACACAUCGAAGUCAACGACAGCGACUGUGCAACCAUCGAGUUGGACAUGGACCUCAAGGACCCGACCAGCAAACUUUUCCUGUACAAGGAUGGCGUCAUGGUUCCGUUCACCACAGAAGAAAGCGAGUCCAUGAAGCACAAUUUGAAACAAGUUGGCAAGAAAUACGUGUUCACGAUUAAAAAUCUCGGUUCAGAAGAUGCUGGACUCUACUCAGUGGAUGUUGGGGGUAUCAAUGUAUUCUCCACAGAUUUCAAAGUGCCUGAAGUGGACUUUGCUGUCAAAAUACAAGAAGUCAUAGCAGAAGAACGGCAGGACGCCCUCUUCCAAUGUGUCCUGACCGCACCCACUGAUGACCUCAAGUGGUUGGGAAAAAGCGCUCCGCUGUCAAACAGCGAGAAAUUUGAAAUCACUGUAUCUGAAGAUAAGCUCAUACACAAGUUGAUGGUGCGUGAUUGCAUGCCGUUGGACGCCGGCAUCUAUGCUGCCGUGGCAGGAAUCAAGUCCUGCAACGCCUGGCUCGUGGUCGAAGUCGACAAGGAUGCCGCCAGCAAGGGCAAGAAGGCAACCCGCAAAACCACCACGGCUGGAGGCGCUAAUGAGCAAGAUCUGAUGACAAUAGCCAAGGAGCAGCAGGAAAUGUACCAGAAGAAAUUGGAUGAAAAAAUUGAAAUGGCCAAGAAGGCUCAGGCGGAGCGGGAAGCGGCAGAAGCAGUGGCCAAAGUGGAGGGCGAAGCAGCGAAAAAGGCAGCGGCGGAAGAAAAGGCGGCGGCUAAAGCCGCGGCUAAGGCUAAGGCGGCGGCUAAGGCCAAAGCAAAGAGGGCAGCAGCCGCCGAGGAUGCCGCUGCCGGGAAGAAGAAAGCAGCUGCCGCCGCCGCCGCCGGUGCCGGGGCCGGUGGAGCUGAUGGAGGCAAAGGUGCAGAUGGUGGUGCUGCUGUCGGAGUUGGAGGAGAAGGUGGAACUGCAGCUGGAGCCGGUGGAGCCGAAGGCUUGGGAGAAGAAUAUGAUUCUUUUGAGGAUUCUGAUGGAGAAAUUGAAGGGGAGGGAGGUGGAGGAGUGGGAGGUGGAGAAGGAGCGGGAGAUGGAGGAGUGGGAGGUGGAGAAGGAGACGGAGAGGAAGGAGAAGGAAGACAAGGAGGAAAGCGCAAGAAGCGUGUGAGGGAUGGUCCACUCGUUCCAGAUACUGUGAUAGGAGAUAAGAACGAUGAGGGAACCACAAAUCAACCAGGUGAAACAUCUGGGAAAAAAGAAAAACGUCAGAAAAAGAAAGACGUGGCGGUUGAAGAAGCCGUUGUUGCAAAAAGCAACAGAGAGGCGAGUGGUGCCAGUGCCGAUAGUGGCACCGGGCCGGCAGCAGGCCGCCAUGAAUCUACAGCAGCUGGCGGGCAUUCCGCCCGUGCACGCCACGGCCCGCUGAUGGUGGAGACAGUCAGUGAUCCAGGAGUUCACUUCCACGCCGGGCUUUCUGACUGCAAAGCCAUUAUCGGAGAGGCAGCCGAGCUGGAGUGUAAAGUGAGCAGAGAAGACUGUGAAGGGCUCUGGUACAAAGACGGAGAAGAGAUUCAAUCAUCUGAGGACAUUACCAUUUCAAAAGAUGGAACUUUCCACAGGCUCAAAAUUCACAAAGUCACAGAGGAAUAUGCUGGAAAAUAUAAAUUUGAGGCAGAUGGACGUAAGACAGAGUCACUGAUUGUUGUUGAAGAUCCCCCCAGAUUUCCUGCUGAGGAACUGGAGGCAUUUAAAAACCCGGUAACCGUGAAAAAAGGACACAAAGCUUCCUUCAAGCUACCUUAUUUCGGACGGGAACCUAUAAAGAUACAGUGGUAUCUUGACGGUGAAGAGCUGUCGGAGGAAGCCACUAUCAAGUUGGAUUACUCGGAGGGCUGCAGCAGCCUGCUUCUCACCAAGCUUCAGCGCAAAGACAGCGGCGAGGUCAAGAUGAAGCUCAAGAAUGAGUUUGGCACGGUCGAGGCCAUCAGCCAGCUUAUUGUACUGGAUAAACCCACUCCUCCAAUGGGACCUCUGGAGAUUGUGGAAGCCUCCUCUUCAACAAUUGACUUCAAGUGGAGGCCCCCAAAAGACAGCGGGGGCUGCAAGAUAGACAACUACAUCCUUGACCGACAGCAGGUUGGCCGCAACACCUGGAAGAAGGUGGGGCCAAUCGGUCCAGAGCCCAAAUACAAAGACUCUGAUGUCGACCACGGCAGGAGGUACUGCUAUCGCAUCCGAGUGGAGACGGAAAUGGGCACCAGUGAGCUGAUGGAAACGGAGGACAUUCAGGCCGGAACAAAAGCAUACCCUGGAGCCCCAUCUUCACCAAAGGUUGUGACUGCCUUCAAGGACUGCAUUAACCUCUCCUGGUCUCCUCCAUCUGAAACCGGAGGAACCAAUAUUCUGGGAUACAAUUUAGAGAAACGCAAGAAGGGCAGCAACCUGUGGGGCCAAGUCAAUGCACCUGAUGAGAUGAUCAAAGGUAAGGGAUGUGGAGUUAAAGAUGUGGUCGAGGGCAUGGAGUACGAAUUCCGCGUGUCAGCAAUCAACAACUCUGGAGCGGGGGAGUUCAGUACGCCGUCUGAGUUUGUGUUUGCCAGAGACCCUAAAAAGCCUCCUGGUAAAGUCAUAGACUUCAAAGUGACAGAUUCCACCUACACAACCCUGUCCCUGUCUUGGACCAAACCCAAGGACAUUGAGGGGGUUGAGGAUGAAGCCAAGGGAUAUUUUGUGGAGAUCAGGCCUGCAGAGAGCACAGAUUGGGACCGCUGCAAUUCCAACGCAAUAACCAUGACUUCCUAUACAGUGAAAGGCUUGAAGUCAAUGGGCAUGUACUGGGUGAGAGCCAUAGCUACUAACGAUGGAGGAGAGGGAGAGGCGCAGGAGCUGGAUAAUUACAUCCUCGCAACGCCCCCCCCUGUGAGACCACGAUUCACAGAUGUCAAAAUCAAGAGUUUCAUGGUGGUCAGAGCAGGGAACUCUGCACGAUUCACCAUUAACUUUGAGGCAUCUCCUUGGCCUGAGGUCAUCUGGCUAAAAGAUGGAUCGCCAGUGCCUAAAAAGGUGACCAUCAGCAACACAGAGGGAUCAUCCCAGCUGCUGAUUCCUUCCUCCGAGCGCUCCGAUACUGGAAUCUACACCAUCAUUGUCAAGAACAUUGUCGCCCAAGAAUCAUUCAGCAUUGAAAUAAGAGUCACUGAUGAGCCGAAGCCACCUGGUCCGGUGGAGACUGACGAAAACGUGCCGGGCACCGUGACCAUUUCAUGGACCCCAUCCCCGGAUGAGAAACGUGACGACAGGCUGCACUACAUGGUGACUAAGCGAGACUCAAGUAAAAGCACGUGGCACACCAUCGCAGAUCACAUCUUCAACAACAGAUUCACACUCUGCAACAUAAUGCCGGGCAGAGAGUACCAGUUCAGAGUCUAUGCAAAGAACGACAUGGGCUCCUCCAAACACUCCGAAUCACCCAAGUGGCUGAUCCCCAGCAAAAGAGCAAAGUUCACCGUGACCAUGCCAGAGACGAAGGCCUGUGAUCUUCAGUGUCCUCCCAAGUUUCUUCUCCCCCUGAAAAUGCACACUGCUCCUCAGGGGUACGAAUGCUACAUGAGCUGUGCCAUAAAAGGGGAUCCAACACCUCAUGUGACGUGGCUCCGCAACAACAUCAGUCUGAAUACCAACACCAACUACUUCAUCUCCAACACCUGCGGAGUCUGCUCACUGCUCAUAUUGAGGGUCGGACCUAAAGACACCGGCGAGUACAAGAUCGUGGCGGAAAACUCGAUGGGGAGGGCUGAAUGCUCCACUAAGCUGACAGUCAGAGAAUAAAUGAAAAUGGAAGAAUUGCUCUAAAAUUCAUAGGCGAGACAACUUGUUAGAAAUUCACAUGUUGUCAAAUGUAGAUGAAUGAUUAUUUAAUAUUGCUGUGGUACUUUCCCAAUUGGUUUCUGAUUCUUAUACAGGCCGGUAUUUAUUUAAAGUUAAACUCACAAUUUUGCUGAAAUAAAAGCCCCAAACUUGGUUUGUUUGCUUUGAUUUCUAUUGGACAAUCUCAAUAAAGAGGAAGCUUUAACUACUAGUGUGCAAUGCCUUAUAUUUUAAUGCAAGUAGCAUGGAGUAGUGUGAUGCGAUGGGAGCCGCAAGGUUGGCGGUUUGAAUCCCGGCUGAAGUGUCCCGGAGCAAGACACCUGACCCCUAAUUGUCCCCCCUAGGCAAAAUGUAAGCCAUGGGUAAUAAUGCAAUGUAAGUCGCUUUGGAUAAACGUGUGGGAUAAAUGACAUGUGAUGUAAUGUUAAAUAGCAAAUGCAUUUUCAGUACAGGACACUAAGUAGCAGUGUUUUAAUUGAUGUUUAGUUAUAUUACAAGAGGUUUGUCUAACCUAAUGGGACCCUCUGUGUCUUAUUAUUAAUUCAUUAUUUUUAGAUGUGGUGAUGAUUUUGAAUCAAUUACUUUUUUGACAUUGUGAUUUACAAUUCCCCCCAAAACUGAAAUAACAGCAAAAAAUGAAUAACAAAUGCAUAUGAUACUCUUAUAGUCUGUUGUGUGAAAAGAUGUGUGGGUUUAGUAUAAAUAACUGAUGUCAUACUGCUACUGUUGUAUUUUUAAUGUGGCCUUCAUUAAUUUGAAGAAUACUUCAAAUACUUCUGUGGUUAUAAUUUUUUUUUCUUUAAAACAAAAAUGUAUGUACAUGCAUGAUGAUUGACAUGAGCCUAUAUACAGUAUGCAGGCCUUGACAUAGCAUGCAAGUAUCAAACUUCAUACCACUUGUUCAUCUCCAUGAAUGUUAAUGUGAAUAAUUUAUGCCCAGUCUUCUUGAAUUACCACUCUAAGCAUGUUUUUUUGAGAGGUCAGACAUAUGUCCAAGUUUAGAGUCAUAGAAGAAGGGAGAGUGAACACUUGCACCCUGGACUAAAACAUGUAUGACGAGAGCAACCUCUCCGUUUCAAAGUGAAGAUCUAGUUACAAUGUUUUAAGUAUGUGCAAAUACGGCAACAUCAUUUCUGUUGGGUUUCAGUCCAAAAAGUGAAAAUAUUAAAAAUCAGCUUCCCA
Molecule: messenger RNA, 5919 nt
Organism: Pungitius pungitius (ninespine stickleback)
Lineage: Eukaryota; Metazoa; Chordata; Actinopteri; Perciformes; Gasterosteidae
Gene: igfn1.1
Product: immunoglobulin like and fibronectin type III domain containing 1, tandem duplicate 1
Exons: 26
Coding region: 181-4698 (1505 amino acids)
Molecular function (GO): protein binding
Source: RefSeq, a predicted model, not a curated record